Pygocentrus nattereri (red-bellied piranha) is the source of this 1791-nucleotide messenger RNA. It is a transcript of the gene tm2d3, whose product is annotated as TM2 domain containing 3. The transcript has 6 exons. Lineage: Eukaryota; Metazoa; Chordata; Actinopteri; Characiformes; Serrasalmidae. Bases 69 to 842 code for a protein of 257 amino acids. The record is from RefSeq and is a predicted model, not a curated record.
CCCAGUAUCGCCCCGCCCCGCGCUACCGACGGUGUUCGCUGCGUGAUGGUGUACAGGAGAGGCGCGGGAUGGCUGCUAAAGGCUUAAAAUGGGUUUUUGAAAGGGGUCGGAGCGCCAUGAAAACAUACGGCAUCCUGCUCCUGCUGCUCUCUGACGUUUUCCUCGGUUCUGCACACGGCUACCUGAGCUCUGCACAUGUGGGUCAGGAGCCUGCUUACACCCCUCAGCACAACCCUGCGAUGAGCGGUCCAGCUUUGUCAGCUCCAACAUCAGAGUCUACAGAUGUUACUGACAGUUACAUAGCCAAGUGUCCAAGUGGAGGAGCGUGCAGCAAGUUACCUGCGGACUGCUUCGCCUGUGACUACCACCACAACUGCAGUUAUGGCAAGCCAGCCAACUUCACCUGCAAGGUCAAGGACAGAGUACAGUGUGCGGACAUGUCAGAGAGGAAGUUUAACCUGACCGUGGAUUGUCAGUUCUGCUGGCAGCUGGAUCCGUCUAAAUACCGCUGCAACAUCUCAACCGCAUGCAUGACCGUGUCCUGCCCCCGCAAACGCUACAACACCACCUGCAAGGUGCUGGACCAUGUCAACUGCAUAGGGAAAAGGGAGUUUCAGAAGCGUCUGUUCUGCAACUGGACUGGAGGAUACAAGUGGUCUACAGCACUGACUCUCAGUAUCACUUUGGGAGGAUUCGGUGCUGACCGCUUCUAUCUGGGCCAGUGGAGAGAGGGGCUGGGCAAACUCUUCAGUUUCGGGGGGCUGGGCAUCUGGACCCUGAUUGACGUCCUGCUCAUUGCCGUAGGUUACGUGGGGCCUGCUGACGGCUCGCUCUACAUCUGAGACUUAAAACUGAAAACACAAGUGUCUCAAGGUCUCCAAUACCGGCUUGCUCAAAGACAGUGAGGAUUAGGCCGUUUUCAAGCCUGCCUGAGUGACUUCAUAGUUGUCCGCAUGAUUCCCAGUCCUGCUAGCACACGUGCGAGCGUCCAAACUCCCACUGCUGUCGAUUCCCAUCUGCUUGUGCGGAGGGCUCUGGCUCAUUGGUUAUGCGCUCAGCUCCAUGUGCUGCGGAGAGAGGAGGCGGCAGCGGCCGGGGGAAAUCUGCGCCCUUCCACGCUCCAUGCUGCACACGCUGUAGCGAGAAACGCAUGUGAACUCGGAGGCUGUCAGGAGUCGUGUGACUUUUUUUUCCCGGGCCCAUACAGACUCUGAGGCUUCAGAGUGAAGCCUACAGACGUGUAAUGACCACUUCUGCGUACCAGUACAGGGAAAUGAGGUAACUGUAAUUGCAAAAGUAGCCGGACAGACAUAAAUGGACCCGUCUCGCAGCCGAGUGCUGUUUCCUGUAGGAGUCAUGAAGUCUUCAGGUCUGCGGAUGGCUUUUUAAGUGUCUUUUUAUUUUGAAAAGGGAUAAAUACUACAGAUGUGUCACUUGUGGAUAUAAGCACACAGUGUAACAUCACAGCUGUACAUAAACACAGUUAAUUGUGAUGGUUAUCUAGAUAGAAACUACAUUUGUGUCACCACUACUUUUUUUUUUUUUCCUCUUUUUUUGAAUUAAGGCUUAUGAAGGACUUGACAAGAGCCAAUGAUUGUGACCACUGCUUCAGUUGUUUGUUUAUUGUUACUCCGUCAGUUGCUAUUGAGAUAGAUGGCAAGGUCAUUAGGUUUCAUGAUUGAGAUGUAUUUGUUCCGCCCACCCAGUUACAUAAAUUUUGAGAGAACCUUGACCAAUCAUGUGAUGCACGAAUGGGAUACAAGGCUAAAAAUAAACCAUAUGAAACUGCAA